Ahaetulla prasina is the source of this 6870-nucleotide messenger RNA. RefSeq names its product ring finger protein 157 (gene RNF157). Bases 515 to 2503 code for a protein of 662 amino acids. Gene Ontology annotation, cellular component: cytoplasm. The transcript has 21 exons. Gene Ontology annotation, biological process: protein ubiquitination. The record is from RefSeq and is a predicted model, not a curated record. NCBI's taxonomy places the organism in Eukaryota, Metazoa, Chordata, Lepidosauria, Squamata, Colubridae. Gene Ontology annotation, molecular function: ubiquitin protein ligase activity.
UGCUGCUGCUGCCGCCGCCGCUCCUGGGGUUGCCUCUUGCACUUGUAGCAGCGUCGCCCGCCGCUCGACCUGAGCUAGUUAUUGCGCGGGUGAGCCCGCGCGCGCCUUUUCUCCCCGCGGCUCGGCGGCUGCAGUGCUCGGCCAAAGACUAGCGCGGCUCCCCCCCCCCGCACUUCAGCCCGGUGCUCCUGGCAAAAAGUGGUGGACGUGGGGAGAGGGGGGGGGGACGUUUGCCCGAAAUGGCUGCUUCCCUCCUCGGCUGGGGAGCAGUAGGCACCGCCACCCCUCUGGGGACAGCAGCAGGAGGCAAGUCAAUGCGGCAGCCUCCUCAGUGAGGGAGCAGCAGCGCCGCGGCUGGAGGAGCGACCGACCGACCCCGCGCGUCCCGUUGCCGACUCCAGCUCGGCGGGCGAAGGUGCGAGCUGGGAAGCUGACGCACCCCCCCACACACACACUCUUCCCCCCCCCCUCCGCAACCCCGGAUGCCCGCUGCUGCCGCCGCCGCGCCUGAAGCAUGGGAGCGCUCACCAGCCGGCAGAACGCCGGAGUGGAAGAGGUGGAUAUCCCGUCCAAUUCCCUCUACAGAUAUCCCCCGAAAUCCGGAAGCUACUUUGCCAGUCACUUCAUCAUGGGAGGUGAGAAGUUUGACUCUACACAUCCUGAAGGCUAUCUCUUUGGGGAGAACAGUGACCUCAACUUUCUUGGGAACAGACCUGUACCAUUUCCAUAUGCAGCACCUCCUCCCCAGGAGCCAGUGAAAACUUUGAGGAGCCUGAUCAACAUCCGCAAAGACACACUGCGUUUAGUCAAAUGCACAGAAGAAGUGAAGACUCCAGGUGAAGAAGUCAGCAAAGCGAAAGUUCAGUACAACGUGGAGUUCACAUUUGAUACAGAUGCACGGGUGGCCAUAACCAUUUAUUAUCAAGCCACUGAAGAAUUUCAGAAUGGAGUGGUGAGUUAUAUCCCCAAGGAGAGCAGUUUACACUCCGAGACUGUCCAUUAUAAGCGAGGUGUAUGCCAGCAAUUCUGUUUGCCUUCCCAUUGUAUUGAUCCCUCAGAAUGGGCUGAAGAAGAGCUGAGCUUUGAUCUGGACCGUGAAAUUUAUCCCAUGGUGGUUCUUGCAGUGGUAGAUGAGGGAGAUGAGCAUAUGGGUCACUGCCAUGUAUUGCUGGCAACUUUUGAGAAGCAUGCAGAUGGCGGCUUUUGUGUGAAACCCCUCAAACAAAAGCAAGUGGUGGAUGGAGUGAGCUAUCUCCUUCAGGAAAUUUAUGGGAUAGAAAACAAAUAUAACACACAGGAUUCAAAGGUGGCAGAGGAUGAGGUGAGUGACAAUAGUGCAGAGUGUGUAGUCUGCCUCUCCGACGUCCGAGACACCUUGAUCUUACCUUGCCGCCAUCUCUGUCUCUGCAACACUUGUGCUGACACCUUGCGCUAUCAAGCUAACAAUUGUCCCAUCUGCAGAUUACCAUUUCGGGCCUUGCUACAGAUCAGAGCCAUGAGGAAAAAAAUGGGACCCCUCUCCCCUACCAACUUCAACCCCAUCAUUGCAUCCCAGACAUCAGAUUCAGAGGAACAUUCAUCUUCAGAAAACAUCCCUCCUGGCUAUGAGGUGGUCUCCUUGCUGGAAGCCCUUAAUGGGCCUCUCACUCCAUCCCCAGCAGCCCUUCCAGUCCGUGUGCUUGGGGACAACCAUGUGUCAGGCAUGCUACCCACAUAUGGCAGUGACAGCCACUUGCCUCCCAUCCGGACAUUGCCUUCCCUUGAACGCUUAUCAGAUUGUGGCAGUCAAGGACAUAAAUUAAAGAAGAGCCUCUCCAAGUCAAUCUCACAGAAUUCCUCAGUAUUACAUGAAGAAGAGGAUAAGGCUUGUAGUGAAUCUGAAGUCAGGAUUUCCCAAAGAAAGUCUCCCUGUCCUCAUGGAGAGGAUUGUGGUGUGACACCUGAAAGUGAAAAUAUCACCCUGUCCUCCUCAGGAGCAAUAGAUCCAUCUUCAUGCACAGGAACACCUCUUUCUUCUACUAUUUCUUCUCCAGAAGAUCCUGUUAGUAGCAGUCUGGCUCAGUCAGUCAUGUCUAUGGCCUCCUCCCAAAGUCAGCACUCCGAAAUCAGCACAGAUACCAUGUCUUCCAUGUCAGGUUCCUAUGUAGCCCCCGGCACUGAAGAAGAUGGAGACAUGGCUGCAUCCCCUGCUGUUGUCAGUGAGGUACCUUCAGAAGGAGAUUCAACCCCAGUUGAGUCUCCCGAUGGAAAUUUUGUCAGUAUCUCAGCAGAGGAACGAGAUGCGGAGGGGAAUGAUGUCAUGGAAGAAGAGGAUGCCUCUCCCACACAGGAAGAUGGCCAAAGGACAGGCGCAUACCUAGGUAUGGAGUGUGACAAUAACAAUGACAUUGGCAACGCAAGCGUGAAAGUUCUGGACAAUAAGGUGUGCUCUGAGGCCCGCUUACCUGAUCAUAGAGAUAAAGCUGCAGCUCCGGAAUCCUGUCCCAUAAACAUUGAGGAAUAGAUCUUCCAACAUCAGCUGACAACUCUCCGAACCUCGCCAAAUGCUGAGACACCCCUUCUCUGAUAAUGCUGAUCUGGAGUUUGCUGAAGAUUUGCAGUGUAUGUCUGUGUCUUCGAUACCACAAAGAAAAAAUAAUGAUAUUAAACACUCUUCACAAUAACAUAAAGAAGAGCAGCAAAACCAUGGGUACAAACUUCAUCAAGUACUGCAGAUCAUAUGACACCUAUUUUAAAUAGAUACAUAAUACUAAGCAUUCAAAAAAAAUCACUAACUCAAUGGUUUGUGAUGGAGGUUUGUGUCAAAAUGAACUUGCGGAGAGGGUGGAUGAAUGAGCUUGAAUGAGCUUGAGGCGGAUUUGAUGAUUGGUACCUUCAUAAAUUUUCUCUCCCCCUCCCCUAUUUUUAUCUUACCAACUCAACCUGCUUUGUAAUCUUCAUUUCUUUUUAUGCUCUUAAUCUUAACACUUGUUUGGGGAUUGUCAUAACACUGGGUUCCUUCUGCUAGCUAUGAAUUAAUGCCAGGUUAUUUGUUAAGUUCUUAGCAUGUACAUACUGAAUGUGUGAUUGUGAAAACAUAAUGUAUGCGGAAACAAAUUCACACCUCCAAACCUAUGCAUUGGAAGAGCACUGUGUCUUCACCCGGAAUGAUAAAAUGCAUUUGAUAUCACCUAAUGACUGCUGACUUGAGAAGAAACGUAAUGAUCUGCCUUUUUAUCUAUUCCAGUUUCAUCCUGUAGCCUUUUAGUUACCGUUCAAACAUGCUCAGUUAGCUGUUCUGAGCCACAUCUAAGGGGUUAAUGCCAAAGAUCUAAUAUCAGAUUAUUCAAGAUCUGGGCUAAAUUGUGGGAUGUAACACAGACAGGCAAUGUUGUUUCAGAGGGAUUAACAUGUCUAGUACCAACAGUACUUUGGUAAAGAAAUAAGUGGUGUCCAGCAGUUCUCUCCAAGUGGACAGAUAAGUAGUGUAGCUAGCUGUAAUUGAAACUUUUCAACAGAGAGAUUUCUGUGUGAAAAUUCACACAGAUGUCCCACCCCUGGAGCAAAAGGAAAUGAAUUAACUGUAUGUGAAAGUGUGGCUGGGGAAAACAAAAAGAACUGGCAUCAAAUAGCAAUUUGCUAUUUGGGAUAUAUUAAACGCAUUAUUUGUAUGGUGAUGUCACUUGAAUUACACGCAUGUUGUUGAAGUCUGUUUAUAUGGGUAAAAACCCUUUAAAGGUGUCUUUCAUUACGCAUUUGUUAAUUAUGUUAACAUAUUUCCUUUGGUGACAAGUAUAUGAAAAUCAUACCAAAGCAGCAAUGUGAUUUCUUUUACACUGAAAAACAAUUAUUUGCUUGUUCAUGUAACGAUCGUGCUGCAAUUCACUUUCCUCCCUCCCCAACAUAUUACUAGCAAUCAGAUGAAUCUCCAGUAUCUUGGGGCCGACUGUUUUUGAAUAUAUGCAUUAAAACUAAUGGAAGUUUUACAGUUUUUGAGAUAUGAUCUCUACUGGACUACUGAUGGCAUUCAGUGGACUGGACUACUAUGGACAUAAAUGGCAUUCAAGCAAUUUUUGAAGACACGGCGGGAGCAAAACUACUAACUGUAGAUGUUUAGGGUUUCCCCCCCGCCUUUUAAAGCUGCUUUAUCAUUGCCAUUCUAUUGGAGAUUAACCAUAAAAUAACCAUAAAGUCCUACAGCUGGACAAUCCAGUUCCAUUAAUAAUUCAAUGAGAAGGAUUCAUUUACAAUUUCCAUAGGAGUAAUGGUGGUGGACUGCUUCAUUUUACCUUGAAUCCUUGCUUCUUAGGUCUUUGUUAAUAAGCUAUAGUAACUGACAAUUCUUCACAGAGACGUAGAGUUAUUUUCCAGGAGAGACUUUCUGGAUGAUGAUCUUGUGUAGCCUCCAAGGGAAGAAGUCAAAGUACACCUCGUCCCAUUCUGCAUCACUCCUCACCCCCUUUUCAAGGUUAAAAAUGUAAAUCUGCUCAGGUACUAUCAUACCUUACUUUGCGUAGUCACGUAAGAACAAAUGUGUGCAUUGCUACAUAGGCAGCAUUUCCACUGCAUCCUUGGAUGACUUAAUGAAAAAUACCUAUCGAGUUUAAAUACAUAUUAACUAAACAAUAAAAAAGGGAAAAAAUGGUAAAAAUAAACAAAAAGCAAAAUUACUCUGCUCUUAUUUUGACCAAAUCUUCUCUAACAAGGAGAUGUUACAAAAGCAAUUGGGAAGAACAGAAUAAAGUGACAGGAUUGAGGUUUGAGAGCAAAAGAAACGUGGUCAGGAAGUACCUGUUUAUUUUUGAAUAAGAAAAUUAAUUCAAUAUCAAUUGGAUUUUAUCCUUGGAUAAAAAAGGAACUGGUUGACAGUGCUGCAUGAUAUUUGAAAAAUGUUGGAGAUCAGGUAAUGUGCAAUGCAGAAGAGAAUAAAUGUUUCCCUCUUCAAAAAGGGAAGGAGGAGGAUCCAGAGGAACUAGAGGUCAGUCUAAUAUCAGUAUCUGAGAAGAUUCUACAACAGAUUGUAAAAUGGCUGAUCUAGUAAUUACCUUGUUUUUAAAAUGCUUACAGAAGCCAGCUUGGAUUUGUCAAGAAGUCUAACCUAGCAACCUAGUUACAGGAUGAAAUGCCACAGAUGAAAUUUCACUAUUCUUUAGUUCAGCAAAGAAUUUGGAAAAAAAUACCCCAUGACAUUCUGAUUAGCCAACUUGUGGAUAUAAUUGUAUAAUAAUUAAACAGUUGAUUUUAAAAUUAUAUUUAAGAAUAUCCAUUGAUAAUUCCACAUCAAAUCAAGUGAACUUUUGUAAAUGACUGGAAUGAGAAGUGGAAAUUUGAUUAGAAUUCUUUAUUAGCCAAGUAUGAUUGGACACAGGACGCUUCUCAGAUUUACUGACAACACCUUCAAAGAAAUAAGGCUUAGAACAAUCUUGACAGGUUAUAGAAAUGGAUAAAAAAUAACAGAUAAUAAUAAUAAAAAUAAUAAUGGAUCAAAAUAAUAGAAUGAAAUUUAAUAUAUGUGCAAAGUUGUAUAGGAAUCAAAUGAGUUGUACAGGUAUAGAAUGAAUAUCUAACUGGAUAGAAAGAUUCUGAUAUACGGUAGUUGCCACAAAUUUUAAUCAGCAGGUGGCGUUGCUACAAAAAUGGCAAAUUAAAAUUUGGAUUUUAUGUUAAGUAUAAAUAUCAAAUUGCAGGAAGUAAUUGUUCCAUUUUAUUAUAGUGAGAUCUUAUCUUGACUAUCAAUCCCAGUUCUCGAUACCAAACAUUAAAAAUGAUUAAAAUAAAAUGCAAUAAGUCCAGAGAAAGCAAUGAGAAUGUUGGGGAAGCUGGAAAUGAAGAUUUGUGAAAAGAGGGACCGAGAAUGAUUGACCUUGAGAACAGAAAACUAGGAGGAAAAGAGCAUCUUCAAAGGCCUGAAAGGAUGACCCAGAGAAGAAGAUCAAGUUCUGUUCUUUAUCCUUUUAGAACACAGGACAUGUAAUUAUGAACUUAAGGGAGGGUUCAAUUGAAUGUUAGGAAAAGCUUGAAAGAAAUGGUGGGUUCCCCUUUAGUGCAUGUGUAAAGUGAAUGCCAGACAUCUGUUAAGAAUCUCUUCACUCAGCAGGAGGUUGGAUUUGAUGGACUAAAUGGCCCCGCCUAGUUCUUUGACUUCAUGAGCCAUAUUAAUAGUAUUUUGAAAGUCCGAUAACAGCAGUAACAAACUAGCAUAAAACCUUGGAUAAUUAUGCUCAGCUUGAACAAGCUUGAGGGGCAUUCAGAACUGUGCCCCAUGAAAUGACUAAGUGGAUCUGGAGUCUUCAUAUGGUUUGGUGCAGCUGGUGAACACCCAUAAAAGUAUUUUGUCCUAUGAGCAUGACUUUGUCCAACUGUUCUCAUUCUUCAUUUAGAGAAUUGGGCAAAAAUGCAUUUCCUUGAGCUUAACUCACCUAUUAUGUAGUAUGCCUGUAAAAUAUUCAUAUAUUGAGACAAUGCUUGCAAUUAGGACAAAUGUUAAAAGGGAUCAUGGGGGUUGGUUUAGGCGAUGUGUAUAUACUUUAUUCUGUUCUCACCAAUACUCUUGAAAUGUGUGUGGUCCUAAUGUUCCAGGCAUCUCUCUAUAAAAACUGUAAUAAUGGUAAUCGAAUGGCGGGGGGGAAAAUGGCCGAGCAAGGCCAUUCUAAAAUGUAGCUUUCUCUUGUAGCCUUUUUCUCUCAGGGAUGAAGGCCAUGUUUCAUGCACCCCUCCUAGCCAGUUUUUGUUUUUGUGAAAACGGAAAUUGCCAGAUGCAGAAAUGGGGUCCAUCUGAAAUACAUUAAUGAGCAAAGAGUGGGAGCAGAUAAGCAAGUGGAACCUCACUCAGGACUGCAGUUAUAUUUUGACUCUGUGCAAUGAAGGAUGAAGCCCUCUGGAUACACUUGU